Molecule: messenger RNA, 2947 nt
Organism: Neofelis nebulosa (Clouded leopard)
Lineage: Eukaryota; Metazoa; Chordata; Mammalia; Carnivora; Felidae
Exons: 10
Coding region: 1093-2352 (419 amino acids)
Source: RefSeq, a predicted model, not a curated record
CCAGACCUCUGGAGGUUCUAACCCCCACUACUGCAGCCUCGGUCUAAGUUCUCUCCGGGCUCACCGUGAGCUCCUCCCCCGAAGCGCUCUCCCCGCCCACAGGCUCCUCCCCCAAAGCUCUCUCCCCGCCCACAGGCUCCUCCCACGAAGCUCUCUCCCGCCCACCGGCCCCUUCCCCGAAGUUCUCUCCCCGCCCACCGGCCCCUUCCCCGAAGCUCUCUCCCCGCCCACAGGCUCCUCCCAAAAGCUCUCUCCCCGCCCGCCAGUUCCUCCCGAGGUUCUAGCCCCAGCCCGCUCCACGUCCUGCGGUUAUAACUCCGCCCACUAGCUCCGCCCCAGCUCCUAUCCCCGCCUACCAGGCCUCCCCUGCAGGGGGUCCCUUCCCCACCCCAAAUUCGCACUCCCCUGGCGUCAUUACUCAUUCUUGGCCACGAAUGAUCCGGAGAGCUUUUCGGGUUAUUCAGUGUCGAACCACCCCGCAACCCCCGUUCCCGCCCCGCCUUGACUCAGUUCCUUCUCAAUUUCCUCUCGCUUUUCAACCCUCUCCGGUACAUUUCCGGGGGAAAAGAGUAGAGAGGGUAGCGUCGGCCAGGGGAUAGUGAAAGCAAAGGUCCUCGAGGUUCGAGGGACAAGCCCUGGACCCCAAGCCCCUGCCUCCGCGACGUUCGGCCUCCCUAGACCUCUGGUAAAAUGAAGCUCCGUCCUCCCUGUCUUUCAAGCGGCUGGUCGGUGGGGGGAGAUCCGACAGCGUGGAGAAGUCUGCGCAACGUUCCUGCUGCGGGGUCAGAAUCCCACUUACUCAAGGGCUGGCUGUGUGACCUCGGACCGGUUACUUAACCUCUCUGUGCCCGUUUCCUUCUCUGAAGCAGGGCUAAGACUAGUCCAGCCCGUCCAGUUUGAAAUUGCAAGGAAAGCGCUUAGAAGAGCGGCCGGAAUAAAGAACGCAGUCACUCAACGGUGGCUGUGGUUAACUACACGCCUUCGCUCGACUAAUAUUGCCUGAGCACCUACUGUGGGCCGGGCCUGCCAGUCUAGCCCUUGCAUAAAAGGCCAGGUCACCUGUGUCCUGCUUCCUCCCCUCCAGCCUGGAUCAUGCUCCAGCUCCUCACCAGUCUGGCGCUCUUGGGAGCGCUGGCCACCCCAGCAGGGACCUCCAAGACGUGUCCAGUCUGCUCUUUGCUGGGAAACUGCACCGAGAUGACCUGUCCUCCCACCAAGGAAGCCUGCGUGUUUGGCCAGAUGCAGCUGGAAAAUGGGACCCUCAUCAGGAACGGGUCGUGUGUCUCGGAAUGCCGAGAAGGUGUCUACACCCUGACCUACAGCCCCCACUCGAGCCUCUGGGUCAGCACAGACUGUUGUGUAAACGGCUGCGGCAGGGCCGCCCGACAAGAGGCAGGGUCCGAAGCCCAGCUCAACGGAGUGCAAUGUCCCUACUGUUCUGGGGACAAGUCAGCCUCCUGUGACUCCCUUUCGGUCAUGAACUGCACAGGGGACCAGACUAUGUGUCUCACCCUCAACGGGACGUGGAAUGGAGGGGGUCCCCAAAUCCUGAAGGGCUGUGCUACCCCAAAUGUCUGCCACCUGCAAGUGAACACCACCCUGGGCCCAGAAGCGUCUGGAUUUCGUCUCGUCAGCCAGCCUGAAUGCAACUAUGUGGUUACACCCACCCUGCCAGGUCCCCCUGCAAACACGUCUCUGACCACGGACAGGGUCACUGUCUGUGUCACCUGCUCAGGACUCAAUACUUGUGACGCUGUCCUCUGCCCAGCAGAUCGGAACUACUGCCUUCAGACAGCAGGCAUCCUAGCCUUAGGGAAAGGUGACUCUGUCGUCUGGAGAAGCGGCUCCUGUGUGGCCCUCAGGGACUGCCUAUUUGGCAGCUCUGUCUCUGCCUUCACCUCCAGCGUGGACUUUGGCUUCCAGAUCAACUCCACCUGUUGCCAAGGCAACUGCCAAGCACUCACUCCUCCCGAAGGGGUGCCAGCCUCACACCCCCUGAGCGGGUUCCUGUGUCCUACAUGUCCUAACGGCCACCCAGGGCCCUGCAAUUCCUCCUUCUACGUGCAGUGUCCCGUCGGGGAGACUGAGUGUGUCCAGCUGGAUCUGCUGUCUAUAGAAGGCAGCCAGAACGUGACCCUGCGCGGCUGCGGCUCCCAAAACCUGUGCGGGGUCCCCGACGCCACCGCCAAGGCGCUGCUGACGUUCCCCGGCCACCGGCUGGCCCAACAGCCCCACUGCAGCACCAGCCGGCGCGCCAUCCUGGAAUCCGAGUGCCCCUCUGGCGCGCCGCCUGGCCUCCGCCUCGCCCGGUCCGUGCUGCUGGUGGCCCUGGGCUUCCUGGCCCUCUCCUGAGCAGUCCCGCCUCCACCCUAACCCUCCACCACCCUCGCCCCGCAGCCGCUCAACCUCGCUUGCUUCCCACCUCGCUAGAGGGCGCCCUGGCUCCCCUCCCCUUCCACGGUUCUAGGCCUGGAAGCUUCUGGUGAGAAAAGUCAGAAGGACUGAGCCUCCUCCCUCAGACUAAGGGCUUCCCCAGGGCAAGUCCUCUUUCUUAACACCAGGGUCCCAAAGGAUGUAGCUCCUCCCUCCUACUAGGCUGUACUUCUCAGAUCUCAGACUAGAGAGGCCUCUGCGGACACACAAUCUUCAUAUGGGUGGGGGGGGGGGGUGUGCAAAGACUAAGCCUCUUUCCUCAAACUAGGGGGUCUCCAACACCUGGCCAUUCCCUUAGACUGGGGCUGUGUCUGUUUUCCUGAACAUUGGGAAACAGCCCCUUCUGUCUUCCUCUUUAGGGUUUAGCAAAGUCCUGGGCAGCCAAGAUGGGGCUUCAGGACCAAAUACACCCCCUUCCCAGGCUUGUAGAGCAGCCCAUUCUAUCCCCACCAGGGGCCCUCUUCUAUCUGGGUUCAGCCUGCCCUCUGUAACCAAAUCUGAAUGAACCGCAUCC